CAUCCACAACUUCUAAUCCCCAAAAUUCACUUUUUAUUUUAUCAUUUCAGAUUCAGAUCCAAAUUAGGGUUUAUACAUUUUGCCCUAAAAACCUCACGCCUUCUUGUUUACUCUUCUACCUCCUCCAUGGAUCCUACCAAGAAGCGUAAACUCGACGAAAAUGGACUUUCUGAUACAGAUCCGAUUCCUAAACUUACACCCGAGGAUGCUCUCAAAAUCAUCGAGUCUAUCUCUACCGACCAACUCCGCGAUAUCGUAAAAAACACCGUUCUUUCAAAUCCCGACGUUCUUGAAGCUGUUCGUUCGAUUGCCGACCGUGAUGUUACUCAAAGAAAGCUAUUCAUUCGUGGUCUUGGUUGGGAAACGACGUCAGAGAGUCUUCGUGCUGUUUUUGCUUCAUUCGGACAACUCGAAGAAGCUGUUGUUAUACUUGAUAAGAAUACUUCUAAGAGUAAAGGAUAUGGGUUUGUUACAUAUAAGCAUAUAGAUGGUGCCAUUUUAGCUCUUAAAGAGCCCAGUAAGAAGAUUGAUGGCCGAGUUGCUGUAGCUCAAUUGGCGUCUGCUGGGCUUUCUGGUGGACCUACUAAUAACGUUGGUGGUCCUAAUGCUGACACUUCGUUAAGGAAGAUUUAUGUUGGUAAUGUUCCUCAAGAUAUGCCUGCCGAAAGACUGUUAUCUCACUUCUCUAGUUAUGGAGAGAUUGAGGAAGGGCCUUUGGGUUUUGAUAAGCAAACUGGAAAAUCAAAGGGGUUUGCUUUGUUUGUGUAUAAGACACCUGAGGCUGCUCAAGCUUCGUUGAUUGAGCCCACGAAGAAUAUUGAUGGGAGGCAGUUGGUUUGUAAGUUGGCUAGUGAAGGGAAGAAAGGGAAGGGAUUUGUGGGGCAGGGUCAGGGGCAAGGUCCAGUUGGUGAUAGUAUGGGGAUGCAGCCUGGUGGACCGGCCCCUGGACCUUAUGGUGGUCCUGGUGGACCCGGUGGGUAUUCGUCAUAUGGUGGUGGCUAUCCAGGUGGGCCUGGUGGAAUGGGACCUAAUCCAAUGAACUCAGGGUAUGCAUCUUCUGUGGGAAGUCAGGGACCUGGUGGGUAUGGUGGUAGUGGAAGUUAUAGUGGUGGGAUGAACGGAGGAGGAGGGUAUGGUGGGUCUCAAUAUGGUGGACCGAAUUCGACUGGGUAUGGGGGAUAUGGUGGUGCGGGAAGUGGUGUAGGAGGACCUGGAGGGGGUGCAGGACGUGGGGGUUCAAUGUAUGGGAUGCCACCCAGUUCAGGUGGAGGAUAUCCAGAUAGUGGACAUUAUGGUGGCUACCCAAGUCAGCAACACCAACCCACCGGGACGUCUCCGGCUCCUAGAGUACCACCUUCAGGUGGUGUUUCUGGGUACCCUAAUGCUCCACCUUAUUACUAAGGUGUAUGAAAAAGCUUGUUGGGAGGCAGAUGAUUAUAACUCUUCUGGGUGAUUUCGUGAAUGCCGACAAUGUGAACAGUGGCUUGAUGAAUUCAUUUGCUGUUGCUUUUUGGCACUUCUUCAAUUGAUCUGCUCCUUUUUAUUAGUCAUCUGUUUUGUGAUCUUGUUGGUAGUCAAAGUGUCUUGAACUAGGCUAGAUACUCUGUUAUGAACUCCUGAAUUUGCUAGUAUUGCUGAGAAUUUGCUGCUCAUGGUUUAUAUUUUAUUCAGUUGUUUUGAUGUUUUACUACGUUCAUUGGAGAUACAAAGAGGCGUAGUUUGUUUGACUUGUAUUUACUCCCUUCUUCCUCAUUUAGCCGAGGAAUUCUGCUUAAGCUUGUUUUAUGAGUGACAAGUCCUACUUCUGUUUGUUCACGUUUGGCGAUAACAAAACUGCUAUCGGGGGUGAUUUAUGUUUAAUUAUUUUGUGUGUAUGGCGGUAACAAAACUUCUUAGACAGGCUGGAGCACGCAAAUUGCCCAACUUCAUUACUUCACUAAUACUCCUAGUAAUAUGUAAGCAAAUACUCCUGUUCCGAAUUACUCAACUUUUUGCUGCUGCGGAACACUAGAUGCUUUGUUUGCUGCAUCUUGACUUGAUUCCCUAUCUUUUUAAAUGCUUCUUUGGGUGGCCUUUGGUAUUUGGUAAACGUUUUCGAAGUCAUACAAUUAUUGGUGUACAUUUGAGUGUUCGAUCAGAUUUCAGAUGUAAUUUAGUUGGAUUGAGUAGUUUCCAAUUUUGUGUCUGGAAUUUUUUUGAUGGCUUGCGUGUAAUCAAUGUCAAUUCAAUCGGAUUGGGCAGGGUUAUGUUCAAAUUCAGGUUUGUUGGAACCAUUGUAACAAGUUUGCAUACAAUGCUCGACUUGUUUGUGUCAGUUAGCCCCUUCAAUGUAUCUUGAUUCUUGAGUAGCUCAUGGUCCCAUCAUGAUUGACCUAGCUUUCAUUUUUUUUUUCUUAGCGUGUGUUGUGUGCAAGUUGCACAGCUCGAUCUAUAAUACGCUGUGUACCUGUUUCUGACUCAUUUUCCUGAGCUCGAGCUAUGUUUUGCCUUCCUGUAUUAUAUUUUUAGUUUGGAGCUUUUCUUUUGGGAUCUCAUCUAUUAUCUCGAUAUUUGGCCCGACUGACGAGACGAGCAAAAUCCUUGAAGAAAACAUUGCGAAUGUUGUCAAGAGUAAAUGCAUGCUUACUUUAUCUUGAACUUGUGUUGAACUUCAUUUUCCAAAUGUACUGCAAUAGGAUUUUUCUUUACCUAAAUACAAAUAUUAAUGUAAAUUUUCUUUGCGGAGUGGUCGGACUUUUGUGCAUUGAAUUUGAUUUUUAGUCGUGUGUCGUGUGCCGACUUUAUUA
Amaranthus tricolor (Joseph's coat) is the source of this 2786-nucleotide messenger RNA. Its product is annotated as UBP1-associated protein 2C. The transcript has 2 exons. Gene Ontology annotation, molecular function: RNA binding. Bases 127 to 1401 code for a protein of 424 amino acids. Lineage: Eukaryota; Viridiplantae; Streptophyta; Magnoliopsida; Caryophyllales; Amaranthaceae. The record is from RefSeq and is a predicted model, not a curated record.